AUGAAUGUGGGUUUCGUACGUCAAUUGUUUUCUGGUGUGGGCAUAGGUAGCGGUAGCGGCAGCGGCAGCAAAGGAUAUUUACGUUUCCACGUUUGCUUUAUACUUUAUAUUAAUUUCAAACAUUUGUUUUCAAAAUAGAAAGUUUAUAACUGGAAAUGGCUGCUCAGUUCUUCAACAGAGUUGGACAGAUUGGGUUAGGAGUAGCUCUAGUUGGUGGAGUUGUAAACUCUGCAUUGUACAAUGUUGAUGGAGGCCAUCGGGCUGUAAUAUUUGAUAGAUUUGCUGGAGUUAAAAACCAAGUGGUUGGAGAAGGUACACACUUCUUUAUUCCUUGGGUACAACGUCCAAUCAUGUUUGAUAUUAGAUCGAGACCAAGGAAUGUGCCCGUUGUUACAGGAAGCAAAGACUUGCAAAAUGUCAACAUCACACUUCGUAUUCUCUUUCGACCUAUUCCCGAUCAGCUGCCACGCAUCUACACGAUCCUCGGUGUCGACUACGAUGAAAGAGUCCUGCCUUCAAUUACCACAGAAGUGUUAAAGGCUGUUGUUGCUCAAUUUGAUGCUGGUGAGCUGAUUACACAGCGAGAAAUUGUGUCUCAGAAGGUCAGUGAGGAUCUGAUGGACCGAGCUUCGCAGUUUGGUGUUAUCUUGGAUGACAUAUCUAUAACACAUUUAACAUUCGGCAAAGAGUUCACGCAAGCCGUGGAGUUGAAACAGGUUGCUCAGCAAGAUGCGGAGAAGGCUCGUUUCCUUGUAGAAAAGGCUGAACAGCAGAAGAAGGCGGCAGUGAUCACGGCAGAGGGCGAUGCGCAGGCUGCACUUCUACUUGCCAAGUCAUUCGGAGCCUCUGGCGAAGGUCUCGUGGAACUGAGAAGAAUCGAAGCCGCCGAAGACAUCGCAUACCAGCUUUCGCGAUCUCGACACGUGGCGUACCUACCUCCGGGGCAAAACAUAUUACUCAGCUUGCCCGCGCAGUAAACUUAUUACUGCUAUAGCCCAACCUUGCUGUCAAGUUUCCUUCAGGCUAUAGGACUCGUUACGUAAAAGGCAAAUGUCCGCAGGCGAUAACGUCACGUGCGUCUCGUAGGCCGUGAGGAGUCAGUUCUUCGCUGAAUUCAUUGAUUUUGAAACAUGUUACUGAGACUUUUUUUUCUGCAAGGGCAUUUGCGAAGGAAAUGAAUAGAUUUUUGAAUAUGUUUUAGUGUCUCUGGCUGAUAAUUCAGUGAUGCACGUGACUGAUCAAACGCUGUCCUUUGACAUUGUUAAAGACGACCUAAGAAUACACGUGUGCAUUUCAUAUUGGUCUUGGAAAGUAAUUUGUUUAAUGCAUAAAAUUCAUAUCCGUAGAUGUUCGGACCGUUAAAUUAGAGAGAAAGGAAUAUGUUUGAAUAAAUUGCCAGCAAGGUUUGUGGUAUGGGGUUGAGACUAAUGCAGGUGGACACUGUAGUCGUUAUUAGCGACAGCAAGGGACAGUGAAGUUACUUCAUUCAUUCAGUUAAUUGCCAAAAGUAAAUCUCGGUCUUAUCAGUGUAAAUGUGUGUAUGGCAAAAGAUAGUGUGAACGCUGCUCAGUGGUUAACUUCUCUGAACAUUUAUCCUUUUGUUCUUUUUAUAUGGAAAUAUGGAAAGAAGAUCGAGACUUACGUGUGUACCCGAAUGCAGCUGAGAAAUAAAAUGCCUUAUAUAAUUGAA
Molecule: messenger RNA, 1690 nt
Organism: Zootermopsis nevadensis
Lineage: Eukaryota; Metazoa; Arthropoda; Insecta; Blattodea; Termopsidae
Gene: Phb1
Product: prohibitin 1
Biological process (GO): mitochondrion organization
Cellular component (GO): mitochondrion; membrane
Source: RefSeq, a predicted model, not a curated record